AUGAGCAAACCAAAGUGCCGCGGAUUUCGGGGCGCCCAGCCGGAGGGAGCACAGCCGCCAGCCUCAAGUCCGCAGCCGGGUCCCGUGCCCCACGCCGGCCUCUCCGGCGGCAGCCGAAUACGAGCGCCAGCACCGGCGGGACAGCAGCAGAUGAGGGCCGGGAGCCGGGCAGGGGCGCAGAGGCGGCGGGGACCGGCGCGGCGGGGAGCUCACCGCGAGGCUGGAGGCUGCGAUCGCGGGCGCACCAGGAGCUCAGGCGGCGGGCGAUCGAACGCUCUGUGGCGGGCGGUGGACGCUGCUGAAGAGGUGCCUUCCCCCAAGGAGCCACCACUCAUGCUUGGAGACACAGGCCUGGACUUUUUGAGGACACGCUCGCUGGCGUCAGCCCGGCUGGCCUGGGAAGUCGGACGGAGGACCAAACUGGAAGCCUCCACGCCAGACAGCACAGACCACCCAAAGGCUGCUCAAUCCACCCAAAGCCAAAAGAGCUCCCCCGCCAGGACCUCAGUGCUGUGGAGACUGCAGGAAGCCUGCUCUGCCCACACCUGCUCUGGCCCCUAGAAGGAAACACCUGGAGCCAACCACAGAGCUCCAGAUCCCAGCUGUGUGAC
Messenger RNA from Rhinopithecus roxellana (golden snub-nosed monkey), 611 nucleotides. RefSeq names its product putative insulin-like growth factor 2 antisense gene protein. The record is from RefSeq and is a predicted model, not a curated record. NCBI's taxonomy places the organism in Eukaryota, Metazoa, Chordata, Mammalia, Primates, Cercopithecidae.